AGUUUAUUUAGCAUAUUAUCUUUAUACAUAGAACUGUCAAACAAACCUUUUUAAAGAUUUGUGAAUAAGGCCGAUAAGUUUUAAUUGAAAAUAUGUAAAAAAAAAAAAUUUAAAUGGGUUUUCAGAAUAGAGAAUUGACAAUCGAGCUGGAUCUUGAAGGGCGGAACUAAUGAUGUGAAAUUACCCUAAUGAGAUUUAUUAUCUGAUUAUUACUUUUGAUAAAACCAAUGCUAUAAAUGUUGUAGACCAAAUCACAUGUUUAUCAGUCCAGUACGAAAAGACCAACUUUUUGGUAAAAAAAAUGUUCGCUCUUUCGGCAUUUUCGUGGAUACUAUUUAUUGCGUCGUUCCAUUUGGUACUAGCAAAAUCGCCAUACGCCAUUGGCUUAACCCAAGUUACAUGUGAGUUAUCGGACAACAAUUUUGCUAUUAUCAAAAGGUGUAAUUUGACCAAAACUGCCGAUGGCCUGAGGGCGCUAAACAUUCACAUACACCCACUGCAAAGUCUUGAUCAUGUUUCGCUGAAACUUAGCCUUUUCCGCAAAACCAAUAAGAACUAUAAUCCCUUUUUUGUGGAAAGUACCGUGGAUGUUUGUGACUUUCUUCAGGAUUACAAGCAAAAUAUCCCUUGGGGGAUGAUCUACGAAAAGAUAGCAAAAUAUACCAACAUCAACCAUUCUUGUCCCUAUAAUCACGAUUUGAUAAUAGAAAAAUUAAUUAUUUCUCCCAGAGGCUUGAAAAUGGUUCCCAUACCUAAAGGCGAAUACAUUGUUAACCUCAAGAUUAUAUCCGACAAAGUACAAAAAUUAAUUUCCCAAAUUUUCUUUAAACGAUAUUUUUAAAAACGCCAGGUGUUAUGUUCUAUUGCUUCGAAGGAAUUGUUGUCUAAGUUAUGUCCCUAAUGGAAAUGCUAAUAAAAAAAUUCAUUUGAAA
Messenger RNA from Stomoxys calcitrans (stable fly), 932 nucleotides. RefSeq lists its product as uncharacterized. Bases 302 to 841 code for a protein of 179 amino acids. Lineage: Eukaryota; Metazoa; Arthropoda; Insecta; Diptera; Muscidae. The transcript is spliced from 4 exons. The record is from RefSeq and is a predicted model, not a curated record.